UUUCGAAAAUGAAAAGAUUUGCAAAUGUCAGUGAGUGAAGUGAUCGAUUGGAAUUUCGCUAGUUGUUUAACUCCGUAAAUUUUGCAUUUGCAAGCCACAAACAGUUGUCGCUUUAGUGUAAUCUGUUUUGUUUGUGCUCAGUUCGAAGGAAUAAGUAAAAUGUCUUGGCCAAGUUGGCCGCAAAAUGCAGCGACGGCGGUUGCUCAACCAGUACCACCGCCGUCCGUGGGCCCGGCGCCCGUUCCGACUCCGGUCCCCGCGGUCGGUGCAGCCCCCGUGGCGGGUGCUACGACCCCAAUGUCAUAUCCGCCGCCAACGGCGGCUCCGCAAACCUACACGGCCGCCCAAUAUGCCGCUUUGUCGCCCGAACAACAAUACGCGAUGCAGCAGAAUUGGCAGCAAUGGCAGACAUAUCACCAACAAUACGCGCAAUGGCAUGCUCAAUAUGGCGAGCAGUAUCAACGUGAAAUGCAGGCGAAACUGGGAGCGGCGGCACCGCCUUUGCCUUUCGUUCCCCCACCGGCGACUCAAUAUCCGACACCAGUUCCGCCUGCGCCGGUUGCUGCACCCACUCCGGUUCCGCCGGUACCUUCGUAUAACGCUCCACCGCCGCCUCCACCAGCGGACAAACCCAACUCAAAUGCCGUUAACACUACUCUAAGCAGUUUAGUUUCGCAACCCCCACCGCCGCCUCCUCCCCCAGAGAAGGAGGAUGACAAGCCCCUGCCUCCGUUCUACUCCCAGCCGCCUCCAACUUCACAUUUUGCUCAACAACCUCCAGGCAAAGUCCCGAGUCUGUUGGAUAUGCCACCGCCAAACAUGCCGGGUUGGGGAGGAAACAAUCAAGGACAGCAACAGCAGCGUAACCAGGGCAACCAGCAAGGCAACCAGAACAACCAAUUUCAAGGGAAUAAUCGGGACUUCCGUGGCGGUCAAGGAAAUCAAGGAGGAAACUAUGGCCGAGGUGGUCGUGACCAAGACCAGGGACGUCGCGGAGGACAAGGCGAUCGUGGACGCUAUUCCGAUAAUUACAACGAUCGCAGAAGCUUCGGAAACGAUAAAGACCGGGAUCGCGACUAUGGCGGAGGUGGCGACAGAAACAGCUACAAUGACCGCCGAUUCAACGACAACCGAGGCAACAACAAUCGCGGAAAUGCGAAUCCUUGGCAACAGAAUCAAAAUCAGAUUGGCCCGCAACAAGGCAAUCAGCAGCGUCCGAUUGAAAGCUACAUUGGCGAUCCCGAGGAUGGCAAGACCCCAGAAGAGCGCGCCUUUGAUGAGCAGUUCCGGAAAUGGGAAGAAGAGUUCGAACGAUGGAAGAAGCAAAACGCUAACCACCCCGAUCGCACGGCUUACCGCGAGUAUGAGAUGAAGUUUGAAGACUGCAGGCGGAAACUCCUUGAGAGAAGGGAGCAAAUGCGCAUAAGGAAACAAAAGCCAGGCGCCACGCAGCCAUUGCAGCCUCCCCCAGGGCUGGACGUGCUAGUCGGCGUGGAAGACUCGCAAGCACCGAAAGAAGGCGCGAAAGAAGAAAAGUCUGAGCCUGGUGCAGCCUCAAGUAAAGAGUCCUCAAAGGACGAGACGAAGGAUGAAAAUCAGCCGGACAUGGACUUGGACAAUGACGAUACUGUCGACGUCCCCACGUCUCAGGACGACUCGCAAUCUCAGGACGGAGUGAUUGAAUUCCUGAAGACAAAGUCUGAGGGGGGAAUUCCUGGAUUAGAUCUGGUCCCUUCACUCGAUGAAUCCAAGGCCGAGAAACCCGCUGUUGAGGAGGACGUCACUGAAGUUAUAAAUCUUGUCGACGACGAGAACAGAGGCGGACAGAUUUUGCAGCCGCCAUUACAAUUCCAGCAGCUGGAAAAGCCACUAAUCCCGUCCUUACUAUCGCAGACAUUCGAACCGCCAUCCCACUCACCAAAUGUCGGUGGAGCCUUGAAUGCGACACAAAAUUCGGAUCAAGGCACGGACGACCAAGGUCCACCUGGUCUACCACAGAAUCUUGCUUCAGUAUUAGCGAAUCAAAACAUUCUUGCAUUAUUGUCGGCUGCACUCGGUAAAAAUAACAAUUCGGCUCCGAGUCAAGGGCAGGGCGAGCCUGGAGGAUUUCAGGGUGGAAAUGGUGGUUUUCAAGACAACCGGCAAGGAAUGUCGCCGUGGACGCAGGGGUCGGAUCAGUUCCAAAAUCGCAACAAAUUCGGAAACUUCAAUAACAGUCCACAGAAUAACAUGGGCAACAAUUUCCAAAACCAGAAUCGCAUGUCGCCUUGGGGGAAUAACAACCAAAUGGAGAAUAGAUUCAAUCAGAACCAGCAGUGGGGCAACAACAACAAUCGUAUGAAUCGCUGGGGCAAUCAGUCGAACGACAAUAACUGGAAUCAAAACAACCGCAACAAUCAAGCCCCAUGGCAAAAUCAACCGAAUUUCGGCCCGGGCGGUGGUAAUAACAAUGAUCAUUUUGAUGGCGGCAAUCGCGGCAACCAAAGGUCACACAAUCGCGCUAGCCGUUGGGGCGAACCGAAAACUGCGGGUGGCAACGAUGAAGCGGGCGCAAAUGAGUUCAAUCAAGGCGGAAAUUUGGGUGACAACCAAGCAAACGAUCGUUCCAGCCGUUGGGGUCCAAAGGAUGCCCCUAAUCAGGAUUUAGACGAGCGGCAAGGUGGCAACGUGUCAAACAAUCCAUUCAAGGAUCCCGACAAUCGAAGUGAUGCCAAUUUCAAUGCAAAUCGAUUUGAUGACGACAACAAUCGCAACAGUCGCGGAAUGAAUCGUCGAUCGGAUCAGCCGAGACGCGGAGGACAAGAUGAUGUGGACAUGCGACCGAAUCCGUUCAGGAAUAGUAGCGGAGGAUCCCGAGAUCGUGAUCGCAGCAAAAGUAACGAUCGUAGAUCAGAACAUUCUGGACGUAGUGGCGGCACUGAUGAACGUAAACGAUUCAACCCAUUCAAGGAGAGCGGGCCGCCUGCUAGCGUACCACGUUUGGGUGAAAAUCCUUUCGCUGGAGACAAGGAUGAUCGCCGUGGAGGCGGAAGUGGUGGUGGUAAUCCAUUCAAUCGCAAUCCCAAUGAUAUGCAAGGAACUCCCGGAACGCGUCGCAAUCCAUUCAAACAAGAAGCUCCAGCAGACGAGGAAUAUUUCAAGCCGGCACAAGUUAUCGAUUAUCAAAACCGCUCGCUUGGAAGUAACAGGGAUGAAGGGCGUGGUAGGAACUUUGCAGCGCCAAAAGUUGUUGAUUAUGGUCAUGGAGGCAAUCGACCUUCUGGCAGGCGGGAUGAUUUCAUGCCUAUGAAAACGAUCGAUUAUGGACAUUCAUCGACCGGAAAUAAGACUAAUACAGACAGCGGAAACAAAGGCGGUGAUCGAAAUCAACCGGCUAAGGAGGCUGUUGAGGCGAAGCAAGCACAACCAGUAAAGAAAGAUGAGCAAAAGCAAACCGAAAAGGCAGAGCCGAAAAAAGAAGAGAAAGCUGAAGCUAAAAAUGAGGAGGAAGAGGUGGAGGAAAUAGAAGAUGACGAUGACGAAGCAGAAAUUGUGGAGGAUGAGGAGGAGGAUGCCGAAGGUGUGGAGGGAGUUGAUGAUUGUGAGGAAGAGUUGGGCGAUGAGGAGGAGGAAGCAGGAGAUGAAGACGAGGCUGACGGCGAAGCAAUCGACGAGGACGACGAAGAUGCAGAAAUUGAACUUGAGACUGAACAGAAACCCGGUCGCCGAGGUAAAUCAGGUUUUGGCAGGAACCGUCGUCAGGACGGUCGAGGUAACAAUAAUAAUAAUCGCGGUGGUGGUUUCAAUCGUGGCCGAAAUGAUUUUGGUCGCAAUAAUAAUCGUGGUGGCAAUCCAUUCCAACUUGGGGGACCUGGAAACCAGGGCUUCGGUUUCAACAAUGGCGGAAAUCAAGGUUUCGGAGGAAAUCAGGGUUUCGGUGGUAAUCAAGGUUUUGGAGGUAAUCAAGGUUUUGGUGGCAAUCAAGGCUUUGGUAGAAAUCACGGUUUCGGUGGUAAUCAAGGUUUUAGAGGAAAUCAAGGUUUUGGUGAUGAUUUCGGUUUCGGCGGAAAUCAAGGUUUCGGUGGUAACAACGGUGGCCCAAUGAUGGGUGGAAAUUUCGGAUUUGGCGGGAAUAUGGGAAUGGGAGGAGAUAAUGAUGGGGGAAAAGGUAAUUUUCAGGGAGGCGGUGGCGGCAAAAAUCGCAAUCGUAGACGAAAUCGCAAUAAUAAUAAAACCGGUGAUCUAGAUGAUGAUGCAUAUUUGUCGGAUCAUGAACAACAGCAAGAUUUUAAUUUUAACAGUAAUAACGACAUUGCACCUUGGAAUCAGACAAACGAUCAGGAUUUUCAACAAUUCCAACAAUCUGCGCGCUGGAGCGAUAUGAAUCAACAACAAAACAAUUUUGAUUGUAAUAUAAACAAUCAAGGCCAAAGAUUUAAUGAAAAUUUCGGUUAUGAUAGCCGCCAAGAGAAUCGUUUGUCUGAUCUAAACAAUUUCGAUGCGAUUUCUAGCGAAAACAAUGAUUUUGCUGCGAAUGCAAAUCAAUACGUAGCAAAUCGCAGUGAUGCAAGCAGAAAUUUCGUGAACAUGACGGCACCUGAAGCAUCCAGAACGCCAAUAUCCUUUUGCAGUGAUCAAAUGCCCGUUCCGCCACCUCCUCCUUUUAUUCGCAUCGGUCAAAAUACCAAUAGCUCCUCCGGAACGUCUGAACGAUUCAAGUCGGAUAGUGUAAAAUCAACUCGUUGGUCUUCUCCUUCGGAUAGAGUGAAAUCCACUCGAUCGGAUAGUGAUUUCGUCGGUCCUUGUUUCUCAAAAAGUUCUGAUUCAGUGCUUGAAACUGCAGAGAAAACUCUAUCGCCUCUAUUGAAUCUACCAACGACACAAAACAAUAAUACUAUUCCAAUUGAUGAAAUUUUGGCGAAACCUGGUCGUGAUUCGCGUCCGAAAAAGAUUGUUAUAAUUUUACGCGGUCCACCAGGUAGUGGUAAGACUUUUGUGGCAAAAUUGAUGAAAGAAAAGGAAGUUUCAAUGGGCGGAUCAGCACCGCGAAUAUUGAGUAUUGAUGAUUAUUUCAUGACCGAAGUGGAUAAGGAGGAGAAAUGCCCAAAGACUGGACGAAAGAUCACUAAAAAAGAAAUGGCCUAUGAAUACGAAAAAGAAAUGGAGGAAACUUAUAAUCAGUAUUUGUUGAAAUCAUUCAAAAAGACCAUUGAGGGUGGUCUUUUUAAUUUCAUUAUCGUUGAUAAUAUCAACAAUACAUUACAAAGUUUCAUGGAAUACUACAACGUGGCCAAAUAUUCGCAUUUCAUGCCCUAUGUUAUCGAAUUGAAAUGCGAUUUAGAGACAUGUCUCAGUAAUAACAUACACAAUCGAUCCAAGCAAGAUAUUAUGAACAUUAUAGCAAAUUGGAGUCCGACUCCACAUCAUUUCAUCAAGCUGGACAUAACAUCAUUGUUACAGAGUGCGGCUAUAACAGAAGUUGAAAUGGAAGAUAUUUCCGAUAUGGAUGAAGAGACUGAAUCGAAGAAUAAUGAUAAUGACGAUGAUAGCAACGAUGUGAAAGAUGAAGAUACUCAGGAUACAGAAACGUGUGGAUUUUUUAGGAGUAAAUGGGACUCAGAUCCAGCUGAAUUGAAACUUGCUCGUCUGGAUGGUGUGAGUAAACCGUUCCAUAGAAGCACUACUCUGGAAGAUUACUUACAAAUAGACGGUUGGGAACCACCACCAUCCAGUUCGAAUAACAAGAAACGAGUUCGUUGGGCUGACAUUGAAGAGAAACGUGAACAGGAUAAAAUGCGCGCAAUUGGGUUUGUUGUUGGACAUACAGAUUGGAGUCGUAUGAUGGAUCCGACUGGGGGACAGAGUGCCCUUACUAAGACUAAAUAUAUCGAAAGGGUGAAAAAGAAUUGAAGCGGGCGUUGAUGCGAAAACGGACUAGCAGAAUGUGUUGUGAAGUUUUUUUUUAUUAAUUUUAUUUGACUUUAUUCGAUUAUAAUAUGGUGGAAAUAUAUAAUUGGAUAUUGUGAAUUUAG
Hermetia illucens (black soldier fly) is the source of this 6011-nucleotide messenger RNA. RefSeq lists its product as uncharacterized. The transcript is spliced from 11 exons. NCBI's taxonomy places the organism in Eukaryota, Metazoa, Arthropoda, Insecta, Diptera, Stratiomyidae. Gene Ontology annotation, cellular component: nucleus. The record is from RefSeq and is a predicted model, not a curated record. Gene Ontology annotation, biological process: regulation of telomere maintenance. Bases 160 to 5889 code for a protein of 1909 amino acids.